AUGGCCUCCAACUUUAACGAUAUCGUCAAGCAGGGCUAUGUGAAAAUCCGCAGCAGGAAGCUGGGGAUUUUCAGACGUUGUUGGUUGGUUUUCAAGAAGGCAUCCAGCAAGGGACCCAGGAGGCUCGAAAAAUUUCCAGAUGAAAAGGCAGCUUAUUUCAGAAACUUUCAUAAGGUAACAAAGUUAAAUAAUGAUAAAAACCUGUCCAAACGGCCUAGGAGUACUGAGGAACAUUAGUCUGGCAUCAGUUCCAACAAUAACACCAGUAAGGUGGUACAGUGCUGGGCAUCAAGUCAGUUGGAGGCUGAAGAAUGGUGCAAACAUCUUUGCAUGGAGUGUCUAGGAACCAGGCUAAAUGACAUAAGCCUUGGGGAACCUGAUCUGCUGGCUGCAGGAGUACAGAGGGAACAAAAUGAGCGAUUCAAUGUGUAUCUUAUGCCUACACCAAAUCUCGAUAUUUAUGGGGAAUGCACAAUGCAGAUUACACAUGAAAACAUCUAUCUCUGGGAUAUUCACAAUGCCAAGGUCAAGCUGGUGAUGUGGCCCCUUAGUUCCUUGAGGAGAUAUGGUCGUGACUCAACUUGGUUCACAUUUGAAUCAGGAAGGAGUGACUGGGAUGUCUGGCAAAAUAGUUUUAUUGAUCGCUCUGGUGUCUAA
Gracilinanus agilis (Agile Gracile Mouse Opossum) is the source of this 657-nucleotide messenger RNA. It is a transcript of the gene DOK6, whose product is annotated as docking protein 6. The transcript is spliced from 9 exons. The record is from RefSeq and is a predicted model, not a curated record. Gene Ontology annotation, biological process: positive regulation of MAPK cascade; cell surface receptor protein tyrosine kinase signaling pathway. Gene Ontology annotation, cellular component: cytoplasm. Lineage: Eukaryota; Metazoa; Chordata; Mammalia; Didelphimorphia; Didelphidae.